UAGGCGCGUGUUUGUGUCACCGCAUAUGAGCGCCGCUGAUUGGCCAGUCGGAGCGGAGGGCGUGACACGGCGGCAGCGUGCAUUCGCCUGUGUGACACAAUUACAACAACUUUGAGCCGCUGCUUGGGGAAGUUUGAGAGCGUCUGAAAGUAGCCUGUCCCUCCGAGCCGACUUCACAUCAGCGCCAUGCUGGAACCGGAGCUGUGCCGCGCGCCCGCCUCUCUCCCACAAUGAGGGCCGCGGAGGAGAAGGUGAAAGGAGCGUUUCCUUGAGGAAUCGGAAGAAUCGCGCUACGCCCCGUUUUAAUCCUGGAUCGGUGCGCGGUGGUUCCGCCCGGAGCCGCUCGGCCCCCCUCCCGGACUCUCCCCAUGAAGUCUAGCGGGGUGUCGCCGGCGGCCGCUGCCCGGAGCCUCUGCGCUGCUGACGAUGAGAAAAUGGCGUCUGGAAAAGCGACUGAAAUCGAGGAGGACUUUCCGAAGCUAACGGCGCAGGAGGAGCAGAGCCUGGUCGGAGCUGACAGUUCACUGUUUGGAUUUCACGGGCUUCAAGAAGAUGGCGCCAGAACGAAGGCCUUGCUGAUGAAGGCCGUUAGCUGCUAUGACGGCCUCAUCCUGAAGGCGGAGGGGAAGGUGGACCCUGACAUCUUCUGCCGGCUCGGCCACUUCAACCUGCUGCUGGAGGACUAUCCUAAAGCGUUAUCUGCUUACCAGAGGUACUUCAGUUUACAGUCGGAUUACUGGAAGAAUGCUGCCUUUCUCUACGGCCUUGGAAUGGUUUACUUCCAUUACAGCGCCUUUCAGUGGGCUAUUAAGGCCUUCCAAGAGGUGCUCUACAUCGACCCAACGUUUUCCCGAGCGAAAGAAAUUCACCUGAGACUGGGACUCAUGUUUAAGGUCAACACAGACUACGAGUCCAGCGUGAAGCAUUUCCAGCUGGCUUUGAUCGACUCUAAUCUCUGCACUUUAUCCAAAGCUGAAAUUCAGUUCCACAUCGCUCAUUUAUAUGAAAUCCAGAAGAAAUUCAGAGCAGCUAAGGAGGCGUACGAGAGUCUGCUGCAGAGCCAAGAUCUCCCUGCUCAGGUGAAGGCCACCACACUGCAGCAGCUCGGCUGGAUGCAUCACACCGUGGAGCAGCUGAGGGAGAAAGAUGCUAAGGGCUGCUAUGCCAUCCAGUGUCUGCAGAAGUCUCUGGAAGCAGACCCCAACUCAGGCCAGUCCUGGUACCUACUGGGCAGGUGCUACUCCAGUAUCGGGAAGGUGCAGGAUGCCUUCAUCUCCUACCGGCAGUCCAUCGAUAAGUCUGAGGCCAGCGCCGACACCUGGUGCUCCAUCGGCGUUCUGUACCAGCAGCAGAACCAGCCGAUGGACGCUCUGCAGGCCUACAUCUGCGCUGUGCAGCUGGACCACAGCCACGCCGCCGCCUGGAUGGACCUGGGCACCCUCUACGAGUCCUGCGGCCAGCUGCAGGACGCCAUGAAGUGCUACAUCAACGCCACGCGCAGCAAAGCGUGUCUGAACAGCGCCGCCCUGGCUCAGCGCAUCAAGCUGCUGCAGGCUCAGUUGUGUAACCUUCAACCAGGUAGUCUGCAGAGUAAGACUAAAAUGCUUCCUUGUAUUGAGGAGGCGUGGAGCCUUCCCAUCCCUGCUGAGCUCACGUCCAGGCAGGGGGCCUUGAACGCAGCACAGGCACAGCAGGCCUGUAAAGGUGAGGGAGGCCCGUCUGCCGGCGGCCACUCCGACCCACAGGCCAGCCCGGCCAAAAGGAAGCGCACUGCCAGCCCAGCCAAGGGCGCCGCGGACCUGCUGGCCAAUGGAUCCAAUCAGCAGCAGAUCCCUGGCUGGUGUCUAACGCCUCAGAAGCUCCAGCUGUUGGAUCAUCUGCGGAAAAACUGGAGCUGCCUGAAGCCUCCUCAGCUGCAGAUGUUGGAGCAGCUGGAGAAGCAGCUGUCCGUCAUGCAGCAGCAGCCUUACCCGCAGCAGAACUCUCUACCUCACACCAGUCAGCCCAGCACCACCAGCAGCACUAAUACUAGUCCCAGUCAGGCAGAGACCUGGAGGAGCCAGCAACACGACACUAGCACUCAGGGGCUCCAUAAAGGUCAAGGUUCACAUUCAGCAGGUCCUGAUGAAGAACCUCCCUCCUCCCCCCCCUCUCAGACCCCCUUCUCCUCCUCCGUCAUUCUCAGUCAGGUGGGACAUUGCUCUGGGCCCUGCACUGCCUCCUCCUCGGCCUCCUCCUUAUCCCCCACCUCCCCCCAGUCCUCCCCCCUCCACUCAGCUACUACCUCAGGGCUCCACACCAAAGAAGCAACACCUUCCAGGGGUGAAAACGGCAGCGUCGUCCCCGCCGCCGUUGGCCAUCAUGGAGGGGUGCCGCCCAGUCCUGGCUCCGCCCCCCGGCAGGGAUCCACUAAUCACGUCCAGCCGGGGCGCUCUGCCGGCCUGUCCCAGCCCGCCUCUCCUGCCCCCGCAGCGCUCAGUUCAGACAAUCCUCAACUCUCAGCCUUUGGAAAGGAAAAAGCCAGUAACCAUGACAACGAGCAGGGUCACCACGGAGCGUCUUCCUCAGAGAAGGUCAACAACGUCCACGCUGCUCUCCGCGCCAAGGCGGAGCUCUCGGCGGCGUCCUCUCCUCUGUCUCCUUACCCCGCCAGCACCCCCUGCUGCCUUAAUGGGAGGGGCCCCCCUCUGAAUGGGAGGGGCCCCGAGGACUUUAGGAGCCCUCAGAGGAACACGCCCCCUGCUGGUCUGACUCCCUGGUCUUCAGUCUCCAUCUAUCCCAGCUCUAGUGACGUGCUCAGAGCCUGCAGGAACCUGGGGAAGAACGGCGUGUCCACCAGCAGCGUCCUCUUAGACCGAUUCCCUCCUCUCAGUGAAACAUCAUGGGAUCCGUCUCUCGGCGUCCGGCGGAGGAAAGGUCCCUUCAAGCACAUCAAGUUCGGCACCAACAUCGACCUCUCUGAUGAGAAGAAGUGGAAGCAGCAGCUGCAGGAGCUGACCAAGCUGCCGGCCUUCGCCAGGGUGGUGUCUGCUGGGAACCUGCUGAGCCACGUGGGCCACACCAUCCUGGGCAUGAACACCGUCCAGCUGUACAUGAAGGUCCCGGGGAGCCGCACGCCAGGACACCAGGAAAACAACAACUUCUGCUCGGUGAACAUCAACAUCGGCCCCGGGGACUGCGAGUGGUUCGCCGUGCCGGAGGCCUACUGGGGCGUCAUCAACCACUUCUGUGAAAAGAACAACAUCAACUUCCUGAUGGGCUCCUGGUGGCCCGACCUGGAGGACCUGUACCGCAGCAACAUCCCCGUUUACCGCUUCAUCCAGCGGCCCGGGGACCUGGUGUGGCUCAACACGGGGACCGUCCACUGGGUGCAGGCCGUCGGCUGGUGCAACAACAUCGCCUGGAACGUGGGACCCCUUACAGCCCAUCAGUACCGGCUGGCCGUGGAGCGCUAUGAGUGGAACAAGCUGCAGAGCAUCAAGUCCAUCGUCCCCAUGGUCCACCUCUCCUGGAACAUGGCCAGGAACAUCAAAGUGUCGGACCCCAGGCUGUUUGAGAUGAUCAAGUACUGCCUGCUGCGGACCCUGAAGCAGGUCCAGAGUCAGAGGGAGAUGCUGCUGGCUGCGGGGAAGGAGCCGCUGUGGCACGGUCGCACCCAGAGCGAGCCGGCCCAUUACUGCAGCGUCUGCGAGGUGGAGGUGUUUGACCUGCUGUUCGUGACCAGCGAGAGCAACAGCAGGAAGUCGUACGUGGUCCACUGUCAGGACUGCGCCAGGAGGGCCAGCGCCGACCUGCAGAACUUCGUGGUUCUGGAGCAGUACAGGAUGGAGGACCUGAUGCAGGUCUAUGACCAGUUCACCCUGGUCGGCGCGCUGCCUUCCUCCUGAUGGACCGACCUGCAGACACGGUAGAACCACACUGGACCCCCCGGCGUCCUUCACUGCGUCCCGUAGCGAUCCCACAGGCAGCUGACUGAGCUGCGUUUCUAUGCAACCUGCCCUGAGCGCCGCCGCCCCCCGGUGGAGCGGCCGGGGAUGGCGGCUGCUCCUGCCAUGACCAGACUGUUCUGCUGCUCCACCAGAACCCCCACCAGAUGAACGGCCGCUGAAGGUUUUGUACGUAUGACGUUUGAACAGAGCGAGUCUCCUGCAGCGGUUCUGGUUCUGGGCGGACCCGGACUCGGGUCCCUCCAGGAACCAGUGCUUAGCAUGUCAGGAACGCCACAGACACGUAAUGUGAAACCUGAGCGACGCCGUUCUUUCCUCACCGAGGAAACGGCAGGAAAAGGUCGACUGAAUCGUUUCUUUUGUAUUUGGAUGUAAAUUUACACUAUUUAUAAAUUCCUAUUUAUUGCUUGGAAAUAUUUGUGGAUGGAAUGCUGUAACUUUUCUCUAGACUUCCUGCCAUUCAAUCUGAGGAGGCUGAUUUUUCCUCCCGGCUCCUUCAUGUUUUCUAUAGAAACUGCUGAGUCAGUGUUGUACAGAGACUGGAACUGGUUUAUUGUUGGGAGGAUGGUUUUGGCCUCAAUAAACAACAAACA
Messenger RNA from Cyprinodon variegatus (sheepshead minnow), 4540 nucleotides. RefSeq names its product lysine-specific demethylase 6A-like. The transcript has 28 exons. Gene Ontology annotation, biological process: heart development; regulation of gene expression. Bases 369 to 3887 code for a protein of 1172 amino acids. The record is from RefSeq and is a predicted model, not a curated record. Gene Ontology annotation, molecular function: chromatin DNA binding; RNA polymerase II cis-regulatory region sequence-specific DNA binding; histone H3K27me2/H3K27me3 demethylase activity. NCBI's taxonomy places the organism in Eukaryota, Metazoa, Chordata, Actinopteri, Cyprinodontiformes, Cyprinodontidae. Gene Ontology annotation, cellular component: MLL3/4 complex.